This is a messenger RNA of Botrytis sinoallii, 684 nucleotides long. RefSeq lists its product as uncharacterized. NCBI's taxonomy places the organism in Eukaryota, Fungi, Ascomycota, Leotiomycetes, Helotiales, Sclerotiniaceae. The coding region runs from base 1 to 684 and encodes 227 amino acids. The transcript has a single exon. The record is from RefSeq and is a predicted model, not a curated record.
AUGGCUAAGCAAGAUGAAGAAUGUCGAGAAUCUCAAGAUCCUCUACUCUCUGAGGAGUUCGCCGAGCUCAAAGGCGACAUAAACCCUUCUCGUCGAACUUUCACAACAACAAAAUACUUACUUAUCUUUGGGGUAAUGACCAUACUACUCUUCGCAUCCAUUCUUUCAGUCUUCUCUUAUACGCGGCGAGUCUCGGAAAACAAAUUAUCUCGGCCUGAACCACCAGACCAUACAUUCUGCGGAAGAACCCCAGCAGAGGCUGUUAAAAAUGGCUGUCAUUUCGAACCUAUGCUCAGCUCUUGGGUACCCGAAGCCUGCUACUUCACCGACGAAGGUGACUACGACGUCUUUGAUGAUCUCCCCUGGUACUCCGAUCCCUUCCUCCGACAACCCUUAAACACAACCGAGAUGAUGAAUGUAAGGGCGGGUAACUACGGCCAUGUGUAUACGACCUGGGCGUACCACGAUGAACAUUGUCUAUACACAUGGAGAAAGCUGGCGAUGGCAAUGGAGAAGAGAUUGCCGAUGGUGGAUACGAAGACUGCAGAUGAGGAACACUCGCAACAUUGUGCGAGGGUUACGAGGAACUAUGUGAGGGAGGAUGGACAGGAGAAGAUUGCGGAUCUGAAAACUUUGGGGUUAAAGGUUACGCUUACUUAUUUUGGGUGUGUCAAUUUGUUUUGA